Entrophospora candida is the source of this 288-nucleotide messenger RNA. The record is from the annotation of a GenBank genome assembly. NCBI's taxonomy places the organism in Eukaryota, Fungi, Glomeromycota, Glomeromycetes, Entrophosporales, Entrophosporaceae.
AUAUUUUGAUAAACACACUAACCAAGAAAUUAAAUAAUGAAUUAAAUGAUGCAUUAAAUAUAAGAAUUGAUGAUGUAUUAGUUGGAUUGAUUAAUUUAAUUGAAUUACUUGAAGUAUUAGAAGCAAUAAGUAAUUGUAUUGAUUGUAAAAAAAAAUUGUUAAAUAAUAAUGAAAUCAGAACUUUACUUAAUAAAUUAAUUGAAGUGAGUGAAAUUACCUUAAACGGUUUAGAAACAGAUGUAUUAGCUGGAGAAAUAUCUGGAUUAGAUAAUAAAUUAUGUGGUAGUU